Molecule: messenger RNA, 1910 nt
Organism: Pristis pectinata (smalltooth sawfish)
Lineage: Eukaryota; Metazoa; Chordata; Chondrichthyes; Rhinopristiformes; Pristidae
Product: rRNA 2'-O-methyltransferase fibrillarin-like
Exons: 6
Coding region: 22-684 (220 amino acids)
Source: RefSeq, a predicted model, not a curated record
UUUUGCUGUUUCUUUCUGGAUAUGUCUUAUUCUGUCGUGAGCAGAGCCAAGUCGGUCACAAGGGCGGCUCAGCGCGGUGCAGCUGGGGAGGAGAGUCGGGACAGGGGUGGAGCAACAGGUAGAGGUGGGAUGGGCAAGGCUCCAGGGAGAGGCAGAGGUGCAAAGACAGAUGGAGGCUCAGGUGCUGGUACAGGACUCGGUAGAGGUUCAUUCAUAGGCACAGGUGGUGGGAAAGGUUCAGGUAAAACAAAGAUUUCAGGCAAAAGUUCAAGCACAAGCCUGGGUGGGGGUAAGGGCAGCUCUACAGUGUUGCAGAAAUGCACUGCAACUGAUCAAAAUGCAGCUCCACACAAAUCUGGUCAAAAAACAACUCACUGUUAUGGUGCAUAUUCUGUAACAGUACCAGAUCAGAAGAAGAGGAUCGACUUACAGAAAAAAGCAGCUGCAGAGCUGGCUGCCUUGGAAAAGCUGAAACAUCGAAGUAUUGGUCAAGUUUCUAUCAUUCCGAGUGCUGUUGGGGGUACGCUGACUCAGGAGGAAGUGAGGAAGAAACAGCAGCUGGCCAUUGAUAAAGCUAGAGCAAAACAGAAUAGUACACCAAUGUCAGUGCAGGAGCAAGAAGACAACCCUGCUUGUGUAUUGGCUGAAUGUAGUGGACAACAAAAUCCAGAAAAUGAACCCUGAACUGAACCGAACCAGCGGAACUUGCAUGACAGCAGCAAGAAGAUAACCUGCCACAUGCGAAUAGGGUCUCCCAACCAGUCAAAAAAUAAAGGCUCGACUAUUGUCGUAUCUCAGGGUAAUGUUCCUUUUUACCGUGAUUCAAAGCCUCUUUGGUUGCCCUUCCCCCUCUCUCAGAGCUUCAGGGAAAAAAAAUACCAUCCUUGUCUCAAACCUUGGGAUAUAAAAUAUAGCAAUUUAUCUUGUUAUACCCAAUAGUUUAUGUACUUUUGUUUAACGCUGCUUGAAGAAAAUUGCUUUAACCCUGAACGCUAAUGACCAAAGUUCCUCUUGCAAGAGUUUUUCAUGUUUUUUUUAUGUUUGUGCUUCACAAUAGCUGCUUUGAGUGGUUUAUCUAGACAAGUAGACUAAACAUCAUCUAGUGCACGGAAUGUAUUAAAUCAUUUCAGCAAUACAACUUCCAAGCUUUACACCGAACCCACACCAGCCCUCCAAGAUCAAAUUAAAUCGACUAGUGAAAAAUUCUAAUUAUCCAGAGUUGCACAACAAUCCCUUUUAUUAGAAAUGCAAACACUAUCUGGGUACCUCUGUGGGUUUUUUUUGUCCUUUUGUUCUGUUAUACUACUGAUAAUAGAAGUAUUCCAAGAUAAACUUUUCCUACCUUGUGUAGGAGUAAUACAUCUUCGCACAGGCCACUCCUUGUACUAUUGACAUCUGAUUCCAUUGACUUCAGUGGAACAAAAUACAAUUUGCAGCUGAUACUCUUGCUCAUGUUUGGGGGGGGGGGGGGGGGUCAUAACCAAAGGUAAAUUUCUCUCUCCAGUGUUUCUUCUACGACAUAUGAAAUGAUGUAUUUGGUCAAACGUGUUCUCUUUGAUUUCUGAUCGUAAGUGCAUGGCAUAUGAUUUUAACAAUGUAUUUGUCUGUGAAUAACAAAGAGUGCAAUGGCAGUAUAAUUUAGUGCUGCAUUACCAUCCAUUGGUAUCAUUGGAUUUGUUUCGACAAUUUUUGCAGUGAUAUUUCAAGUAAUAUUUACAGUAACAUGAUCUAUCCACCAUUAAUGUUCCAUAUACCUAAUGGAUAUAAAAGUGCUCGAUUCAUUUCACGCUGCAAAUGAUCCAUGAAUCUUUUACUAAUGUUGUGGUUAAACCCUUAGCAUCUUUUGAGAGAAUUCAGUUUUGCAGUGCUGGAGCUGGACCACAUUUCCACAGCUUUGCAAUAAACAUUUU